UAUCGAUGACUCGCCGUUUGCUCUUUCGAGAGACACACUUGAGGUUUUAGGUAACCAAGCCAACAUGAGUCAAAUACGCGUUUAACACAGGGUGUUCUCAUUCGCCGGUGAUGGCACGUUCGCAGCAUUUGGCCAUAGCGGUAGCAUGAACGCAUCACAUCCAGCGGCUCAGCCUCAGGAUCUCAGAACACCUUUUGCCUCACUGUCCUCUCCGAACGCUGUGGCAAGCCUUUCGGUAGGGAAGCGAAAGCCGCAAGUGGAUAUCACAAUGUGUUUAAUCUCCGAGUAGCGAUGGAAGCUGCUGGAAUUGUCGAACUGGCUGUGGAUACGCGUGGAUACCACUGGACACCGAGUAAGCUUGGUUUCGAAAGAAUUAUCGGCGUUGGAUCCUCGAUGACUUUUACAAUGUCACAAUCAAGGAGAUUCUCUUGAGGCUUGAAGUAUGCACGGACAUUGGCGAUUUUGACUGAUGUGUCAUUCUCGGAACACAAUUCACUUGCUUUUAUGAAUCACUGUGAAACAAUAAUUUAUUCAAGUAUACUGAAAUAUGGACUGAAACAAAUAUAUUUAUUAGACCAUCAAAUUACAUUUCGCUACCAGGUGUUUCAUCUAGAUUUGCGCUGAAUCCUGGUGCGGAACCGUGGGAACUCAGUUCUGACCAGCUGCAUCUCGCCUUGGGAAGAACCUGUCACCAUCGAAGUGGAUAUGAUGACAUUAACGUGAAGAUGGGUUUAGUUUUCGGUCUGUUGUGGCUGUUCAACAUCUUUUUGGGAGGCAUUCAUUGCCAAGGAGUGUAUGCACCUCCUACCGUCCGAAUCGUCCACUCCGGCCACGCGUGUAACAUCGAGGAGGAGCACUACACUGAACGUGUCUACACCAUCAGGGAGGGGGAGACGCUGGAGCUGGCCUGCCUGGUCUCGGGCCACCCUCGGCCUCAGAUUCGAUGGACCAAAACAGCCGGCAGCGCUUCGGACCGCUUCCAGGACUCCAGCGUGUUCAACGAAACCCUGCGCAUCACCCGGAUCCAGAGGCACCAGGGGGGACGCUACUACUGCAAGGCCGAGAACGGCCUGGGCUCACCAGCCAUCAAGUCCAUCCGGGUGGAUGUCUACUAUCUGGAUGAUCCCAUCGUCACUGUCCACCAGAGCAUUGGUGAGGCUAAGGAGCAGUUCUACUACGAGCGGACGGUGUUCCUGCGCUGCAUGGCCAAUUCAAACCCGCCCGUGCGUUACAGCUGGAGGCGUGGACGUGAGUUCCUGUCCCAAGGCUCGGACAAGGGCGUGGAGAUCUACGAGCCCUUCUUCACACAAUUGCAGGGUGAGACCAAGAUUCUGAAGCUGAAGAACCUUCGACCUCAGGACUACGCCAACUACAGCUGUAUCGCCUCAGUCCGUAAUGUGUGCGGCAUUCCUGACAAGAACGUCCUCUUCAGACUCUCCAACAGAACAGCGUCUCCCAGCAUCAAGCUGUUGGUGGAGGACCCGAUGGUGGUGAACCCCGGGCAGACCGUGACCAUGGUGUGCGUGACCUCGGGCGGCGAACCCGCGCCCACGCUCACCUGGGUGCGCAACGCGGACGACCUGCCCAGGAACAGCGUCCUGAACGGUGGGACCCUCACGCUGCCCGCCGUCUCCAUGGAGGAAGCUGGCCUCUACAGCUGUGUGGCCAGCAACAACGUGGGCAACCCGGCCAAGAAGUCCACCGCCAUCGUGGUCCGAGGUCUUAAAAAGGGACGCUUCUGGAUCACGCCCGACCCGUACCACAACGAUGACAACAUCCAAAUCGGCCGCGAGGUCAAAAUAUCCUGCCAGGUGGAGGCCACGCCCCCGGAGGAACUCCUGUUCAGUUGGCUGAAGAACGGAAGGCCACUACGCAGCUCCGAGCGCAUGGUCAUAACCCACACCGACCCUGACGUCCAGCCGGGCACCACCAACCUGGACAUCAUCGACCUCAAGUUCACGGACUUCGGCACGUACACCUGCGUGGCGGCUCUCAGGAACGGCGGGAUCCCGGAAAUCAGCAUUGACGUCAACAUCUCUUCGACCACAGUCCCUCCAGAGCUGACGGUGCCACGGGGAAAGUCCCCCCUGGUGGUCCAGGAGGGCGACACUGUGGACCUCCAGUGCCUGGUCUCUGGGAAGCCCAAGCCCAUCAUCCUGUGGUCGAGGGCUGACAAGGAGACCCCCAUGCCCGACGGCAGCCUUCACACCGAGAGCUAUGAUGGCGUUCUCCGCAUCGUUAACGUGUCGCGCGAAAUGACCGGCACCUACCGCUGUGCGACCAGCCAGUACAACGGCUUUAACGUUAAACCCCGGGAAGCCCUGGUGGAGUUAACUGUGCAGUAUCCGCCCGCGGUGGAGCCGCUGUUCACAGAGAUCCGCCAGGGUCUGGGUCGGGCCUUCGCCCUCAACUGCCGAGUCCUCCGGGCCCACCCGUCCAAGGUGUUGAAGUAUGAAUGGAAGCUGGGCACCCGGCUGUUGACCAUGGGCCAGUUGGACCAGCGCGAUGAGACGGACUACCACGUGCGGGCCCUGAAUCGGGAGGGCUAUGGGGAGUACACCUGUGAGGUGACCAACGAGGCCGGGGCGGGCACCUGCCGGUUCUUAGUCACAGGGAGGGCCUACGCCCCAGAGUUCUAUUAUGACACCUACAGUGCUCUGUGGCAGAACAAGCCCAGCGUCUAUGGCUUCAAGCUGCAGUGGACCCAGCAGAACCCCCUCUCUGUGGACCGCAUCGUGGCCUACCGGCUGGGCAUCAGACAGAUGGGUCAGUCGAGGUGGUGGGAACAUGAGAUCCCCAUGGAAGGAACCAUUGGCAAGGGGGAGCUGAUCAGCCACAAUCUGACAGAGCUCAUCAAGCCGGAGGCCUACCUGGUGCGCCUCACCCCAAUCACACGCUUUGGGGAAGGAGACUCCACGGACCGGAUCAUCACGUACAGCGCUCCGGUCAACCCUCACCUGAGGGAGUUCCACUGCAGCUUUGAAGACGAGGCUGUGUGCAUGUUCUCCCAGGACAAGACGGAUGACUUUGACUGGACCCGGCAUAGCGCCGCCACCAGAAACACCAAGUACACGCCAAACACGGGGCCCAGCAUUGACCGAGCAGGCUCCAAGCAAGGUUUCUACAUGUACAUCGAGACUUCCCGCCCACGCGUGACCGGAGACGUGGCUCGGCUGUUGACCCCCAUGUUCAACGUCUCCCCCAAAAGCCCCUAUGGGACAGUGACCACUGCGGCCUCCUACUGCUUUGGCUUCUACUACCAUAUGUAUGGGAAACACAUAGGGGCGCUAAACGUGUACCUCCGACAGAAGGGCCAGUCAGGCAAAGACAGUUCUGUGUGGACUCUGGUUGGGAACCAAGGUGAUCGAUGGAAGCUGGCCAAAGUCAACAUCCACCCAACGUCCUCCUUCCAGUUGGUUCUUGAAGGUGUUCGUGGUUUGGGUAUUGAAGGGGAUAUCGCCAUAGAUGAUGUCACCAUUGAGGAAGGAGAAUGUAAAGACCCCCCGCCGAACAAUCUGAGGUCGCUGGCUCCUCCCACUCUGCCCCAUAUAUGGCAGUUCCUGGUCACACUGACCCUGGUCUAUCUGGGCCGUCAGAGGUGACCCCUCUCCCCCUAGAGGAGCGACCUGGCGUCAAACCCGCUCCUGUGGAAGACUCUGCAGACUUAAACUGGACAUCAACCCCCCCAUCACCACCAUCACCUCCACACAAAAAAAAACUAACUACCAAAGAUUCACUCCUCUACAGUCUGCAGGAGAACGGAGCCGUCUAUAACUGUUCCUGCUCGGUGCCCGAAAGAAACAAACAAACAAAAAAAACUUGAUCCGGAUAUUUCUCAAAUAUGCACCCAGAGCACUUCAAGGUCAGGAUGGAGAGCCAGGCCUCUUCGAGAUGGAGACUAGUCCAUUUCUUUUUUUUCAGAGAUGAAGAGAGUGAGGCAGAGCAACAGUGCCAAUGUUUGCAUUGGAAUGGUACAUUUCUGUGAAGCACAAGGACACGCGGUGUGGUUCCAUGAUUUUCUUUUUCCCCCCUCCUCCAUGUGUUGGUUCGCUGCUUGUCAAGGCUGCAGGAUUAUGAUGAAAUAUUGCUUAACGAGAUGGGGUGAAGAAGAGGUAGAUUUUAUGUUAACAGCGUGUCGAGAAAUGUACAAAAUGUUUUCAACAACCCACGCUGACCUGAAGCUGUUUUCUCAUGAAUAUAAUAGAGGCUUGCUUAACCCUCUGUUAUGGCUCUGCACCCCUCUGUGAACUCAUGGGGCAGCCUAGGGUCGGAUUCAUCAGAAUGUGUAUAAACACACACAUUGGCGUACUUUCUACACAGAGGCUGAACUUGGACUGCUUGGUGCAUUUGUGCAAAGUGUGUACGUCAGGCAGUUCAUUAUAAUUAUUCCCUGGUUGCUUUUUUUCCUUUUUUACUUUGUCUUUGAGGUUGCUAAAGGUUAGGUCGUUAAUGUGUGCGUACACCUGUUAGAUAGGUUAGGCUGUUAUGCCGGGGCUGAGCUGAAGUACAUUGAAUGCCACGUAUAUGUAAUCAACCUUUUGGCUCAUUUAAAGCUGUAUGAGAUUGAGAACUUGGAUCGAGUGGUAUUCAAACGUUUCCGGCUAGGAAGGCAUUGUUCCCUGCAGAACUUCUGGGGACAGCGUUUCUUUUUUUUUUUGUGGGGGGGGGGGGGCAGAAUUUCUCACAACCGCCCUCCUAACUCCAAUCCCAUAAAUCAACCUUAGAAUUUGUGAAAUUUCUAUGUUUACGUUGACUAAUAACCUUCAAUUCAUUAUAUUUUCAUUUCUCUUGAAAAUGAACUAAUAAAUGUACUCUUACUAUAAUCUCUCUUAAAAACAUUCUACUCUGUCCCGUACAAUAAAUCUACACUCCACCCCACUUUUUCGUUAAUUUAGCGACCCCACUGUGGGGUUCCUGGUGGGUUGGGACCCCAACUUUGAAUACCACUGCCUUAUGCCCCAUGCUUGUAACAUCAGAAUGUUAUUAUAUUGCACAUCUCUUUCAUUUCCAAAAUGGGAUUGAUGAGGGAUUAUUGCAUUUUACUCUCCCUUACUAUAGGCUUUAAAAUGAUAAUUGUAUUCAGCCCUCCCAAUGAAAAGUGAGCUUCUAUCCUCAUCUCCCUUUUUUAAUUUCCAUUUUUAUAGCUAAGCUUCUUGAUUGGAGCCCGCUUUGUCCUUUAAUCUUUAGGCCAAUCACAAAAAUUCAGGUUCGGUCAAAUGUGGUGCUUGAAGACCAGAGCAGUUUAAUUUCGGAUGCGCUCUGAAUCAUCCUUCCAGUAACUUACUCUAACAACACUGGAAGAAAUUCUAGCACAUAUCAGUUUUGGUGGUUGUAGUUUUUCUCUAUCCCAUUCUCUCAACUUGGCUCUAUCCCUGUUUUCCUGGGUCUCUGACACGCUCUCUCUGUGCUUCCCACUCUAUAUCCUUAUCUCUCUUUAUUUAUUUAUCUAUCUAUCUUACUCUAUUACGCUCCCUUUCUUUCUCUUAUCCUUAUCUCUAUCUGUACCCAUCUUCCUCCCUAUUCCUCUUUCACUCUCUCUUCUCUUGCAAAGAGGAACCACCAUUCUCUACACAAGUCAUUGCCCAGAUCUUUUGAUUUCUGCAUGGCUCCAUAAAGCACAUCGAAAAUAAGUGUAAGGAAGAAAUGCCCGUCCACUUUUUCUUUCUUUACAAGUUGCGUGUUGAUCAUGGAGUCUGUUUGCUGCAUGUUAUGCAUUUUAUCAGGUGGGGAAACCCGACAAUAAAAAUGUCCACUAUCUGCAGUGUUGAGCAAUGUUAAAUAAAACGGCGCCAAUCCCUCUUCUGAGAAUAACGGUUGACUAGAGAUCCGAAAGAAGCUUGUGCAGAUCGGGUUCUGUGCAUCUGUUUACUUCUGCAUCUAGAUAAUCCCCCCUAACUUCCCUCCUUUUGAAUUCUCCCCACGCUGCUCUGAUUUGAUUGACCUAAUAAUGUAGCCCACGCCUUAUCAUAUUUCUGAAUAUCUGAGAUUAAAUGACUGAAAUAAAAAGCCUGCAGCUUUUAAAUUAACAUUCCAAAAAUAAACUGCGGAUACAGCCUUAGCAGACUGGCAGACUGUUCGAAUUAGUGAUAUGUAACUUGGGCAACGAUGUGUCCAAAAGCAGGGUACUAGUGGUAUUUCCUGGUUACCCAGCUAUGCUGUAUACAUGUCCUCAGUCAUAAUCUGAUGACUGGCUACGAGGUAGUAGCCCAGAAAUGGAACAUCACUCCAUAAACAUCGUACAGAGGAUAAAUGCAUGCACAGAACAUGAUCUGUACUUGCACAACAGCUUCUGGGUCUUUAGUAAAAGAGGAACUUUCAGAUGGUCAGAGAAACAUAGCCAGUGUGGUGAAAAACUUCAACGCCACCUAGUCUAAUUUAUAAUCAAAUUGAUGAGUAAAUUAUUGUUGAAAUAAGACAGUGAGAUUCAAAAGUAUGAAAACAAGAUUAUCAGUUUUGUUCAGAUUGUUUCUGUGCAGUGCACAUCCGAACUUUAAAUUGCAUAGGUGACGGAUUUGACUGCAAAGGUUGUAAGUUAAAAUCCACAUUGCUACAGUUUGCUUUAAACCUUUUUUUUUUUUUAAGCUUUCACAAACCUUAAAAAUGAUGUUAACCGUUUGGAAGAAUGAAUACCUAACCUUAAUGUUAUCGUAAUACCUAACCCUUGACUCUAAUACCUAACCCUAAACAUCUUUGUGAAGGAGCUAUGUUGUCAUCCUUUAUUUUUACCUGGAUGUGUUGGCUGUCACCAUACCUAUAGACCUUUAUCUCCCAUGGACAAACAUCAGAUACUGACGUGAGACUGUGAGAUCUUGUUCGAUCGUGAUACUGUACCCAUAUAGGCUUGUAGCAGUCUUUUGGAAGGUUACUUCAUGAGCAGUCGAAAGAGCAGUUUUUGCAUCUUUUGGUCCUAACAGCUAGUCCUUUCGGGAUAAGAUAAGACGCUGCUGUCUGCCAGGAAAUCAAGUGCCUUCAGACUCCGUGGAAGUGGGAAUGGAAAAACCGACAUGGGCUAUUUUACCAUACCAAGUAUUUGCCCCUUAGGCACAUUUUAUAGAGAAAAAAAUAUGUUGAACUCUAGAACCGAGGGUCAGCUCUGCAUGUGAUGACCGUGUCAAAUGAUGACAAUGGCCUGUCACCAUGCAGCUCUCAGUGUUUUGACCUAUGAUGACAACCAACGACAUUUUCAGUGGGACAAGCGGAAGAAUGAACUUGUCCAGGCUUUGUCAGCGUGAUGGAGAAAUUGAGAGCAGUUCUCAGACAUGAGCAGUGAGCUCCAACAACUCGAAGGGGGCGGGAGGCUUCUGAGGUUUCUCCAUUCAUUUGAGCUGGACCUGCUGGGCAAAGGGAAAUUUUUUCCAACACGUCCAGGGACUGCAAACGAAGAGGCUUUCGGGUGCGACUCUGACAUCUGAUAAUGGACUUGUUUUAUCUGAGUGUCGGUCAUUCGAUUGGAUCAGACUGACUGGUUCUCACAGACCUAUUUUACUACCGAAAUGAGAGUGUAACUCUACUUUUACAAAAACUGUAAAGACAUUGGAACUACCUGAGACCAAGAGUUACCUUAACCUGCUGGUUUUUGAAAAUAAUUAUUGUAAGAUUACUGUUGUUCGUAAAAACAAUGUUUUGGGUGGGGAGUUUUACAUUUCCCUUAUACUUAUUUUUAUUUUUUUUCUGAUUCCUUUUUUUUU
This is a messenger RNA of Esox lucius (northern pike), 7688 nucleotides long. RefSeq names its product MAM domain containing glycosylphosphatidylinositol anchor 2a (gene mdga2a). The record is from RefSeq and is a predicted model, not a curated record. Gene Ontology annotation, molecular function: cell adhesion molecule binding; axon guidance receptor activity. The transcript has 17 exons. Bases 726 to 3602 code for a protein of 958 amino acids. Gene Ontology annotation, biological process: synapse organization; homophilic cell-cell adhesion. Gene Ontology annotation, cellular component: axon; cell-cell junction; plasma membrane. NCBI's taxonomy places the organism in Eukaryota, Metazoa, Chordata, Actinopteri, Esociformes, Esocidae.